This is a messenger RNA of Eucalyptus grandis, 594 nucleotides long. RefSeq names its product mavicyanin-like. Gene Ontology annotation, molecular function: electron transfer activity. The record is from RefSeq and is a predicted model, not a curated record. The coding region runs from base 100 to 591 and encodes 163 amino acids. Lineage: Eukaryota; Viridiplantae; Streptophyta; Magnoliopsida; Myrtales; Myrtaceae. The transcript is spliced from 2 exons. Gene Ontology annotation, cellular component: plasma membrane.
GACCAUUCAGUUCAAACGCAUCUCUCUCUCUCUCUCUCUCUCUCUCUCUCCCUCCCUCUCUCUCCCUCUCUCUCUCCCAUCAGACAGAACUUGAAGAAGAUGGGCAGAAGCAGCACGGCGAUGGCUCUGGCUUUGGUCGUUUUGGCCUUCAUUGAGUGCGAAGCAGUGACGCGAUACGUCGUCGGAGACGGCAGAGGCUGGACUGCUCCGCCCAACAUCACCGCAGGCUUUUACGACGAAUGGGCUGCCAAUAAAUCCUUCGAGGGCGGCGACACUCUAGAAUUCGGAUACAACGGAACGCAUAGCUUAGCCGCCGUAUCAAAAGAAGAAUACGACAGCUGCGCCAAGGUCUCUUCCUUUGCUGACGGGACCAAUGGCCAAGGCUACGGAUAUCAACUCCCGAAAAAGGUUGGAGUGUACUACUUCAUCUGCACAGUUGACUCACAUUGUGAGGCCGGCCAGAAGCUAGCCAUCAAUGUCACCUCCACCACCUCCGCCGGCUUCACAAUGUGGUCAUCGCCAUCGCCGUUGACUUCUGGUGCCAUCUCCAUGGUCCUCUACACUUUUGCCUUGUUUCUACUUGGUCAUUAAAGA